Molecule: messenger RNA, 969 nt
Organism: Parnassius apollo (apollo)
Lineage: Eukaryota; Metazoa; Arthropoda; Insecta; Lepidoptera; Papilionidae
Source: the annotation of a GenBank genome assembly
AUGCAUCAAUGCUCCGCCUGUCAUACUAAGAUUAAGGACUCUGAAUGCAUGCAAUGUUGUGUCUGUGUGGCAUACUAUCAUUGCAUAUGUGUCGCCAUUUCGCCUGCUCAGCUUAAAAACCUAUCGACUGAAGUUAAGGCAGAUUGGCUGUGCCCUGAAUGUAAGAAUAAAAAGCCGCGCAGCGAUAACUCUAAUACACCGGUCCGACCAUCGACGCCCAGUAACCCCAAAGCUAACGUUACCUUGCGCCGUAAAGGCCCGGAUUCACUCCUUGAGUCAGACGCCGGUACGAGUUUUAAUGUAUCACGUUCGGAGUUGCGUGUUAUUAUACAGGAGGAGAUGAGGGUCAUCAUGGAAGAAUGCGUGAGAGAUUUGAAAGCUGACCUGAAUAGACAACUACAGGCUUUUAGGGGAGAGAUCACUGGUCUCACGGAAUCAAUACAAUUCAUGAGUGAUUCGUUUGAGCAAUGUAAAAAGGAUUUGAGUGGCUGUAAGACUAAAAUUGACACAAUUAUUAAGGAAAAGGAAACCCUACAGAGUGAUCUUAUCAUCAUUACUAGCCGUCUUAAUCAAAUGGAGCAAAUCUCUCGGGCAUCGAACCUGGAAAUCCAAUGUGUUCCUGAGCAAUCUGAAUGCAAGAAAACUUGGUUAAAUCUUAGAGAGUCUCACCGACGAGCUAUGAAGAAGCGUAAAACUAAGAGUGGUCAGGCAGCCCCGACGACGAAAAAGUGGACCUUUGAAGAUGAAAUGAGUUUUUUAGUACCUCAUUACAAAGAAAGAAAUACGAUCUCUUCGGUUGAUUAUGAUGACGAUUCAGAUGUUAGCAGUUUCUUGGGUAAUGAUGAUUCACAGAACUCAAUAAACAUUAUUCAGUCUCCAGAAAACUCACAACCGGAAACUUCUGCACUUUCGCCGCGUCCUAAGUCUUCUGCAUCUUCAGUUACAUCCAAAACUUCAAAAAAAAGUUGA